AUGGCCACUGAUCCCGCUGACCCUCCGGCCCUCCGCUUCCUCGACACGCUCCUCCCUUGCACCUUUAUCCUCUCCACAUUCGGCUCGCUCAUCACCUUCACCACCGCCGUGGGCAUCUUCGGCGGACCGCGGCGGUACUUUGACGAAAUCCAGGUCUUUAUCGCGCUCGCAUGGUUGUUUUUCAUGCUGUCCCUGGCGAUGGCAACCGUGACCAGCAUGGCGUUGACGUUCCACAGGAGGCAUGUGAGAGAUGCCUUUGAACGAGGGUACAAGUCAUGGCGCGGCGGGGCCGGGAACCGCACCGCGGGUGAGAGAUCUGUCGUCUUUGGCAUCGUGGUUCUCGGGCUGGGUGGGAUGUGGCUGAUGUUGCUGGAGUGUCUGGCCUUUGUGUUUUUGAGCCUGUCGGUAGCGGCAUACUGCCUGGCCGUGGGGUGGAUUGGUUUCGUCGUGUCUGCAGGGAUGAUGGUUCUCACCGUGGUCUUCUGGGUCCUGAUGGGACAGAGGGAUUGA
Molecule: messenger RNA, 510 nt
Organism: Cladophialophora immunda
Lineage: Eukaryota; Fungi; Ascomycota; Eurotiomycetes; Chaetothyriales; Herpotrichiellaceae
Exons: 1
Coding region: 1-510 (169 amino acids)
Source: RefSeq, a predicted model, not a curated record